AUGGAGACCCAGAGCAGGUUGCUCGUCAGCCUGUGCGCCGCCGUGCUGCUGCUGCUGCUCCUCGCUCCGGGCCUCGCCGCUGCCUUCAACUACGCCGACGCGCUCGCCAAGUCAAUCAUCUACUUCGAGGGCCAGCGCUCCGGCAAGCUGCCGCCGGGCAACCGCAUGGCCUGGCGCGGCGACUCCGGCCUCAGCGACGGCGCCCAGCACAAUGUGGACCUGGUGGGCGGGUACUACGACGCCGGCGACAACGUCAAGUUCGGCCUGCCCAUGGCGUUCACCACCACGAUGCUGGCGUGGAGCGUGGCGGACAUGGGCAAGUUCAUGGGGGCCGAGCUGCCGCACGCCAGGGCCGCCGUGCGCUGGGGCGCCGACUACCUGCUCAAGGCCGCCACGUCGACCCCGGGCACGCUCUACGUCCAGGUGGGCGACCCGGCGCAGGACCACCGGUGCUGGGAGCGGCCGGAGGACAUGGACACAGCGCGGGCCGUGUACGCCGUGGGCGCCGGGGGCGCGCCGGGCUCCGACGUGGCCGCCGAGACGGCCGCGGCGCUGGCGGCGUCCGCCGUUGCGCUCCGCCGCGCCGACCCGGCGUACGCGGCCCGCCUGGUCCGCGCCGCAGUGCUGGCGUUCGAGCUCGCCGACCGCCACCGGGGCUCCUACAGCGCGGGGGCGCUCAGCUCCGCGGUCUGCCCGUUCUACUGCUCCUACUCCGGGUACGAGGACGAGCUGCUGUGGGCGGCCGCGUGGCUGCACCGCGCCUCUGGCAACGCCACCUUCAUGGCGUACGUGCGCGCCAACGGCGCCCAGGACGGCGCGGGGGACGACGACUACUCCUUCAGCUGGGACGACAAGCGCAUCGGCACCAAGGUGCUGCUGGCCAGGGCCGUCCUGCGCCGGGACCGGGGCCGGAACCUCCCGGGGCUGCAGCCCUACAAGGCGCACUCCGACAGCUACAUCUGCUCGCUGGUGCCCGGCGCCAGCGGGUUCCAGGCCGGGCAGUACACCCCGGGCGGGCUCCUCUACCGUGAAGGCAGCAGCAACAUGCAGUACGUGACGGCGACCACGUUCCUGCUGCUGGCGUACGCCAAGUACCUCCGGUCCGCCGGCGCCACCGCGGCGUGCGGCGGCGGGCGGGGCGAGGUGGCCCCCGCGGAGCUGGUGGCGCUGGCGAAGCGCCAGGUGGACUACAUCCUGGGGAAGAACCCCGCCGGGACGUCCUACAUGGUGGGGUUCGGGGACCGGUACCCGCGCCGGCUGCACCACCGCGGCGCGUCCAUGCCGUCGGUGCGCGCGCACCCGGCAAGGAUCGGCUGCGACCAGGGGUUCGCGUACCUGCACUCGGCGGCGCCCGACGCCAAUGUGCUGGUGGGCGCCGUCGUGGGCGGGCCCGACGCGCGCGACGGAUUCGUCGACGACCGCGACAGCUACGGCCAGACCGAGCCCGCCACCUACAUCAACGCGCCGCUCGUCGGCGUGCUCGCUUACUUCGCCGGCACCACCAAGUAUUGA
Zea mays is the source of this 1512-nucleotide messenger RNA. Its product is annotated as endoglucanase 19-like. Bases 1 to 1512 code for a protein of 503 amino acids. The record is from RefSeq and is marked provisional. The transcript is spliced from 2 exons. Gene Ontology annotation, molecular function: hydrolase activity, hydrolyzing O-glycosyl compounds. Lineage: Eukaryota; Viridiplantae; Streptophyta; Magnoliopsida; Poales; Poaceae. Gene Ontology annotation, biological process: carbohydrate metabolic process.